Molecule: messenger RNA, 2902 nt
Organism: Argiope bruennichi
Lineage: Eukaryota; Metazoa; Arthropoda; Arachnida; Araneae; Araneidae
Gene: Rab14
Product: ras-related protein Rab-14
Exons: 8
Coding region: 174-818 (214 amino acids)
Biological process (GO): defense response to bacterium; phagosome maturation; endocytic recycling
Cellular component (GO): trans-Golgi network; Golgi apparatus; recycling endosome
Molecular function (GO): GTP binding; GTPase activity
Source: RefSeq, a predicted model, not a curated record
UACAGGAGGGGUGGCCAUAUUGGUAUUGGAGUUGAUUAAAGAUUUGUAAGUUAGUUUAUUUAAACAUAAACAGAAGCCGCCUUUGUGAUUGAAAGUUUAUCAUCUUAGUGACAUUUAGACUUGUUAUUGUGAUCGUUUGGAAAAAAAGGUUUUAAAAUAAUAAAAAAAAAAACAUGUCUGGUGGUCCGUAUAAUUAUUCAUACAUUUUUAAGUAUAUCAUAAUUGGUGAUAUGGGUGUGGGCAAAUCUUGCCUUUUACAUCAGUUUACAGAAAAGAAGUUUAUGGCUGAUUGCCCACAUACUAUUGGAGUAGAAUUUGGAACUCGAAUAAUUGAAGUUUGUGGUCAGAAAAUAAAGCUUCAGAUUUGGGACACAGCUGGUCAAGAAAGAUUCCGUGCUGUAACUCGUAGUUACUAUCGGGGAGCAGCAGGUGCUCUAAUGGUUUAUGAUAUCACUAGGAGGAGUACUUACAACCAUCUCAGUAGCUGGUUGACUGAUGCUCGAAACCUGACAAAUCCCAAUACAGUUAUAUUUUUAAUUGGAAACAAGUGUGAUCUAGAUGCUCAGCGUGAUGUUACAUAUGAAGAAGCCAAACAGUUUGCUGACGAAAAUGGUUUGAUGUUUGUAGAAGCUAGUGCAAAAACAGGAGAAAAUGUAGAAGAAGCUUUUCUAGAAACAGCAAAGAAAAUAUACCAAAAUAUUCAGGAUGGAAGUUUGGACUUAAAUGCUGCUGAAUCUGGUGUUCAGCAUAAACCCACUGCUCCAAGAAAUGCUCUGAGUAAUGACCAAACGCCUAACAAAGAUGGAUGUGCAUGUUAAUUGUUUUCUAGUGUGUUGCAAGAGGUAUCAAGCAUCCAUUGAGACUGUUGAUUUGAUAAUUGUCUUUGCUGCAGCUACACUUUUGUAGCACUGAUGGUUUAAUAUUACCACUUCUUGAUACCAUCAUUUGCAGCUCUAGUUUUUUCACGUUGAAAGGGGAAUUUUGAACAUCUCAUUUUUUUUUUGUCAUGUUAGUUUUGUGAUUUGAUUCAGAGGAACUUUCUUCUGCCAAGCUGUAUAUUGUAAUCAAUUAGAAACCUGCACUCGUCCUCCAUUAAUUAGAAAAAAAAAUUUUAUCUCCUCCUCUCCCCCUUUAUUCUAUUAGCAUAAAACCAAUUCAACAUUUUGUGUUUGUGUUGAAAUUUUUGUGUUGUGCCUAUUUAAGUAUUGGAAUAUUAAUCAGUAUUUAUUUGUUUCUUUUUAACCAAAGCUUUUAAAAAUGAUCUCUUAAUUUUACACUUUGAUUGCUUAAUAUUUUCUUUCCAUUAAAUCGGUGCCUUCUCAAAAUUACUACAGAUUUGCUGAUGCCUAAUUAUGUGCAUAUGUAAUCAGAUUGUUCUAAAAUUAUAGAUUCUAUAUAAAUUAAUAAUUUACUUGUGAUUAAAAUAAAAUUAUUUUAAAAAAUGUGCAGAGUCAGAUCUGGUUUUAUUAUAUAUGUGCAGCUGUUUAACUGGGACCAGAAUAUUGUUUGAAAUCUUUGAAUGUUAUGUUAUAUUUGUUGCAACAUAUAUUGUAAUGGUAGUUCAGUACUAAGUUUAUUUUUUGUUGGCUUUUCAAAUAUUUUUAAUAUUCCAUGUAUUAAUCAAUGUAAAGAUUCAUUAAAAAUAUGAGAUUUUAUUUAUCCUUGUUCCGAAUCAAAGUUGUUUUUUACUCAAAAUGUUCCAUGGUAUCAUUUUUUGUUUUUGUUUUUUUAUAUAUGUAAGUGAAACUUAUGCAGCAUUUUAAAUGAGCUCAAAUUUCAUUUUAGGGUGUCAAAGAAAAGUUCAUUUGUUGGUUUGUAUUUGUUGUACAGGCUGGCUCUGCAUACAUAUUGUUAGUAAAUACUUUUUUCAAUUUAGGCUUUGCAUGUGUUUUAAUGUUUCUAAAGUCUUUGUUUAAUUUAAAUUUAAAAAAAUCUUUUACAGUAAUAAAUGCAUUUUAAAAUGUAUGAUAAUGUUUACAUUGGUUAAUGUUGUAGGUCCAUUCCAUUCUAUAUUUACAAGAUAGAUGAAUUUAGUUAUUUAUCAGUUACUUUACCUUCCAUCCAAAUGCAGUUCUUAUUUAAUUUUUAUUUAUGUGAAUAUAUUGUUUUAUGUGUUAGAAUAUAAAGAAAAAUGUUUAAAUGUGAAUUUAAUAUAUGUUUAAUUAAUUGCACAUAAAUUUAUAAAAUGUGAUGUCAAAUGCAUGAUUUGUCUCGUGCAACCAUAUCUUUUUAAGUUAUAAAGAGAUUAAUGUAAGGGAUAUAUAUUUUGUUAAUGUAAUUAAAUACAUUUUGUGUCCAGUCUUUCAUUCAAUGCCCAAUUGCCUGUUUUUGUAAUAAUUUGGUUUUAACAGACUGUCUCUGACAAGCUCUUUUAACAAAGCAAUUAGUCAUUUGGCAUUGUAAUAUAGAACUGAAAUUUUAUUAGAAAUUUAAAAUAGGGAAGGUUUACCACAAACAAAAUUGCUUUUCAGAAAAUUGUCUUUUUUAUCGUCAUACUUGCAGCUCUUCCAGUUUUACCUCCUUAUUUUUAAUGAAAUCCAUUUGUACUGUAGUAUAAAAAGAAAAAGAAAAUAAUAUACACAAUGUGAUAUAUGUGUAUGUCCUUAUUUCCUUUGUUUUUUUUUUUGUAUUUAAAUGGACAUGGAUGUUCCCAUAGUAAAACUGUAUUUGUGUACAGAUUAUGUAUAUAUUUGCUUAUCGUGUUAUGUUUUGCCAUGCUUCGAAUUAUAAUCUGAAUAUGUUUGUAAAUGUGUAAAGGAAGUGGGUUUCAUUACAAGCGGAGGUGAAUGCUGUUAGUUCUCAAUUUAGUCUAAACAAAAAUUCAUAUGAUAUUUAAAAAUUCGUAUAGACUUAAAUAAAUAUUACUUAUUUACAGAUGGAUGUAAAUAAUAUUUGUGAUUAA